Messenger RNA from Rubroshorea leprosula, 1416 nucleotides. The record is from the annotation of a GenBank genome assembly. Lineage: Eukaryota; Viridiplantae; Streptophyta; Magnoliopsida; Malvales; Dipterocarpaceae.
AUCUCUUCCAUUCAUUCUUCUCUGCUCCAACUCAAAAGCUAACUGAGACUGAACUUUGAGUGCUGAGAGAUGUUGAAAGAGGAGACUAGUGAUGGUGGUGGGGAUGGCAGUAACAAUUGGGUACGAGUUUGUGACACAUGCAGGUCUGCUGCUUGCACGGUGUACUGUCGGGCGGACUCGGCUUACCUAUGUGCAGAUUGUGAUGCCCGAGUCCAUGCUGCUAACAGGGUAGCAUCACGCCAUGAGCGCGUGUGGGUGUGCGAGGCGUGUGAGCGUGCUCCAGCUGCCUUCUUGUGCAAGGCAGAUGCUGCCUCACUGUGUGCUUCAUGUGAUGCAGAUAUUCACUCUGCCAAUCCACUAGCGCGCCGCCACCAAAGGGUCCCAAUUCUUCCUAUUUCAGGCAGCCUCUUUGGCCCGGCGGCCAGUGACCAAGGUGGGAGGGGAGUAGCAUCAGCAGCAGAGACCGAGGACGAGCCUCUAGCUCCGGAUGGAGAGGAGACAAUUGGUGAUGAUGAGGAUGAGGAUGAGGCAGCUUCAUGGUUACUGCUAAAUCCUGGUAAGAAUAGCACCAACCAGAACAAUGGAUUCUUAUUUGGUGGAGAGGCCGAUGAGUUUCUGGACCUCGUCGAAUACAAUUCAAGUGCUGAUAAUCAAUACAACAAUCAUUACCAGCAGGAGCAACAUUAUACUGUUUCCCAAAAGAAUUAUGGGAGUGAUAGUGUCGUUCCAGUUCAAUAUGGAGAUGCCAAGAAUCAGCUCCAGCACCAACAACGCCAGAACUACCAGUUCAGCACGGAAUAUGGGUCCUCAAAAGCUAUGUACAGCUACGAUGGUUCAGUUAGUCACAGUGCAUCAAUUUCAUCAGCAGAUGUUGGUAUUGUUCCUGAAACAACGAGUGAUAUCUCAAUCUCGCACAUAAGGCCUCCAACAGGGACAAUAGACCUCUUCACUGGAACUCCUAUUCAGAUGCCACCCCAACUGACUCCAAUGGACAGGGAGGCCAGAGUCCUAAGAUACAGAGAGAAGAAAAAGACAAGGAAGUUUGAAAAGACAAUAAGGUAUGCUUCAAGGAAAGCAUAUGCAGAGACUAGACCACGGAUUAAGGGUCGGUUUGCAAAGAGGGCUGAUGUAGAGGUUGAAGUGGACCAGAUGUUCUCUACAACAUUCAUGCCAGAAACUGGAUAUGGCAUCGUUCCUUCAUUCUAAGUUCAGUCAGAAGAAGAAAAAAGAAACAGAAACCUCUCUACUAGGAUCAAGUUGUAUGACUUCUUAGUUAAGCUCUAUUGUUACUCUAUCAUUCUCAGCCUAAUUAGCCUGAAUUGAAAAGAUAUGUUUUUAGUGGUUUGGCUAAUUUCUCUCGACUUUGUGACUGCUAUUUUGUAAAUGCAUAUAUAUUUAUAAAUUUUGAAAUUUUAU